This is a messenger RNA of Symbiodinium necroappetens, 2372 nucleotides long. Lineage: Eukaryota; Dinophyceae; Suessiales; Symbiodiniaceae. The record is from the annotation of a GenBank genome assembly.
GUCGGCAUGCAAGCCACCUUAGAGCCAGACUUCAUGUUUUUCCAUGCAGAUCUGGGCUCGCACAAAUUUUUAGCACAGCAAGACGGUCUCACUGCUGCGGAGUCGUCGGCGUUGACGUUGCACAGCAUGAAGUCUACCAUGCUGGCAGCAGCUGCGCAAAUACACUUCGCAGAGCAGGCACGCCUCGCACAGGGGCACCACCGUGACAGCCUCCGACUUUACAGUCGUAAUGACACUCUGGAGGCUCUCCGCCUCCAGCGCGAGCUUUGCACGCAGCUGGCCCAGGGGUGGCGACCGCAACGCAGCAUGGCUAGGGGCGGCGCAGCUCCAGUUCCAGAACCGCCUUUCUUUGUGCCAGCAAAGCCCCCGCAGCAUCUCCUGGACGCACAGCAACUGCAAGCAGGGGCCUGGGAGAUGUUCACAUCAAGGCAUGAAAUCAUGCACAACGAAAGCGAAGAUGUAGAUGUGCUCAAUAAGCACCCAGAGCCCACCCCGGCUAUGGAUACGGACUCGGAAGCAGAGCUGGUGGAACGACACGCACAAGAGCACCCGCACAGCUCCGACGAGGAAUCAGAGGAGCCCACCGCUCCUGCACCAGAGGAGGAACUCUUCAUCUGCUCGGGCCCGUGGAACGCACUGCACAGUCCAACUAGAAGCUCGCACCUCGAGUACGAACUUUUGUACGGCUCCGAUCCGGCCCACGCAGACGUGCUUCUGCCAGCCUGCGGAGCCAAUGUAGGAUCUUUUCCAGUCGUCAUAAUGACGCACGACCCAGCACUGCGAGCCCAAGGCAUCUGUUGCAUCGCAGACUUUGCGUACGCCUAUAACAGCACCGCAGACUUGGACUCUUUCGCAACGUCCAAGGACGAGGAGUUUUGGACGGCGCUGCAAGUGACAGAGCCAUUGCACAGCAUGGCACGCCUGCGCCGCGCACUGGUCCAAUCGCAAAUUCGUGUCAAAGCAUACGAGAACGAGAUGCAACGCACUGAAGAGUCUGCAACGCAAAGCUCUGCACCCUCAGCCAGCUCUGCGCCGCCGGCAGACUCCUGGGUGGAGCACGCACCGCAACGCCUGGACAACGACACCGUCGCAAAGCUCGUGGCGGACUUCAAGGAGGCCUACCCAGGAGAGCUCUUGGACAGCACAAGCACGCCCAGCAUCCGCCUGCUCAGCAUGGUGCAUGCAUGGUUUAAAGACCCCGCACAGCCCCGCAUCAAGUACAUACCUUGGCAAUUUCGCAUGUCGCAACGCCAGUAUACGGAGAUCAUUGAGGCCAAGGCGCACCGCAUCGUCCGCACCGAGGCACAGCUCAUCAGCUCCGCACUCUUCGAUGACACACCGACGCUCAGCAUUGCAGAGGUUAAUAUUUGCGAGUCGUGGCUCCAGGCAAAGCGACGCAUCUUUAGCAAUGCAAUCGCACUGUGCAAAGGAGCACACUUGGCAGUGCUCAAAGCACUGGACAGCAAGAUCUGCGAGCAAUGCACGCAGGUGUGGAAGCCUGGGCACGGACUCCUUUGGUGCGACGCACUGGAAGACGUACAGGACGAGGAGACCCAGCAGAACAUUCUGGCUAUGACUAAAGCAGUCCUAGAAACAGCAGGGCAUUUUUUCGUCACCCUACCGGCAAAGCUACCAGCAACAUGGCACGCCCUGCUGCAGGAGAGCAACGCACAUUGCUGGCAACUGCCAGGCCCGCACGGCAUCAGACACGCAGUGUCGUCUCUGCAAGAGAUCUCGCAACUACAAGGUACCAGCAUUUCCCCGCAAGCUGCAGCAGACAUGGCAGGCCUCGUGGUAUCUCCAGAUGCUUCUGCCUCCGUUCCGUGGCAGGACUUCGCGCAGCACUGCUCAGGUCCAUUUCAACGGCGACGACCAGCAGUAUGUGAUGGUGCGGGCCUCAACAGCGCUGCAGAUAAGUCAAUACCGCAGGGCAAAGCCACAUUAAAAGCAGUAUCGGAGCAGUGGAUACAGUAUCUGGCAUCAGAGAACCUACUCCUGCACCUUGUGGAGCACCUGCACGAAGGCAGAGACUCGCACCCCUUCACAGAAGAGCAACAACAGCGCAUCACCAGCAUCGCACAUGAAGUACUACACCCUGGUUGCACCAGUAAGAAGUGCACAGACAUAUCGCAAGGCCAGCCCUUUCGUUUGGGAAUCCUCCAGCUUUUUGCAACAAGUACGGGGGACCCAGACACGGCACUAUGCGCAAUGCUGGAAGAAGGGGUGAGCACAGGCAUUUUCGACCCUAUUCCAUCCAGCAUGCAGUGGGUGCAGCAACCUCACCCCAUCGACUAUGCGGACCUCGAAGGCACGCACCUCUUGCACUGCCAAGGCAACUGGACGCAAGCAGAGAAGAAUAUUUUCUGCUUGCA